GCAAGGGGCUGCUGGGAAGACGAGUCCGCCGCCUCCCCUCCAGCCGCCGCCACGACGCCAGCCGGCGGGGCCUUGAAGGGAAACAGGCGGGCGAAGGAGGCGCCUCGCUUGCCUUCAGCAUCCCCGCCGCGCGCGCGCCUCCUCGGGCCGCAGCGCUCCCGCUCCCGCCCGCCGUCCCCUCGCGAGCCGGGCCGAGGGCUUUACCUCAAGCGGCGGACGCGGGGUGGUUUCCUCCUUCUCCUUCCUGCCGCCGCCAGAGCUGGGCGAACCGGAAGCUCGGAGGGAGGCCCGCCCGCUCGCGCUAGUAGUAGUGGCGGCAGAGGUGGCGGCAACAGCUACCGGGGUCGGGCGGGAUGGAGGCUGCCGGAGAGGGAGGCGGCGGCGGCGGCGGCGGCAGGCCCGGGGGCUGCGGGUGCAAAGGGAUCCGCUGCUGCUUGCUUUGCGAGGCCGCCGCCCCGCCCCCGCAGAGUGCAAACUUUGUUUACUGUCCACUGACUGGUUUCGCUGUGGGAGAUAAUCAAUCCAAAUUUGCAGGCUGGGCCUUUCUGUUUCCAGGAGUGUUUUUGCUGGAAGAGUUUAUAAGCGAUGAUGAAGAAUGCAAAAUGGUUGAGCUGAUGGACCAAAAUGCUUGGAAACCAUCACAGUCUGGCCGAAGAAAGCAGGACUAUGGCCCCAAGGUGAACUUCAAGAAGCACAAACUGAAAGCGGGUAGUUUUUCCGGCUUGCCUAGCUUCAGCCAGGAGAUAGUGGCACGGAUGAGAAGCCACUCCAUGCUCAAGGACUUCUCUCCCAUUGAGCAGUGCAACCUGGAUUAUGGUCCCGAGAGAGGGUCUGCUAUCGACCCACACUGGGAUGAUUGGUGGCUUUGGGGGGAGCGCCUGGUCAGCUUAAACUUGCUUUCAGCUACUGUGCUUUCUAUGUCUUGUGACUUAGAGGAUUGUCUCCAGCUAUUUCCUCCCUUUCUUCAAGAAAGAAAGCUAACACAGAGCUCUGUGUCCCCUGCUGCUUCUCAAGAGCAUCAGCCCAAAGAUCCUACUUCUGUAGGAGGACUCGGAAACACCACAGAGGGGGGAACUGCCUUUUCUUCCCCCACAAGGUCAGUUCCCUCCAAAGAGGUCACUGUUGCCAUUCAUUUACCUCGGAGAUCCCUGGUGGUUCUGUACGGACCUGCUCGCUAUAGAUGGAAACAUGCCAUUUAUCGCAACCAUGUUAACAGCCGCCGCGUCUGCAUCACCUUUAGAGAAUUGUCUGCGGAGUUCAGUCGUGGAGGAGAACAAGAGGAACUGGGUAAAAAACUCCUGAAAAUGGCACUGACUUACCAGGGGAUACCUGUAUAAACAUUCAAGGGAAGGAACUGAAACUGACUUGUUUGGCUCACCAGAAAUUAAAGUUCAAAGCUUUCGUAAA
Rhineura floridana is the source of this 1407-nucleotide messenger RNA. It is a transcript of the gene ALKBH4, whose product is annotated as alkB homolog 4, lysine demethylase. Gene Ontology annotation, biological process: protein demethylation; oxidative demethylation; actomyosin structure organization. Gene Ontology annotation, molecular function: demethylase activity; oxidoreductase activity; actin binding. Bases 354 to 1337 code for a protein of 327 amino acids. The record is from RefSeq and is a predicted model, not a curated record. The transcript is spliced from 3 exons. Lineage: Eukaryota; Metazoa; Chordata; Lepidosauria; Squamata; Rhineuridae. Gene Ontology annotation, cellular component: midbody; contractile ring.